AUGCUAUCCUCGCUGCAACUUGUGCCCCCAGCUGCUGUAAUCCACAGCGCAGUCCGGGCAGCAGCUCCUCCACUAACACUGGCUCUCACCAGAGCCCUCACCAGCACAACACGCCGUAUUGCGUCACAGGCACCAAGAGCGGUACACAACUCAACCCCCCGCCUUCACCCCCGCCUUGCAAACCCGCCAACCUCGCACCACCCUCCCAAGAUUCCCGGCUACCGCCGCCUCAAAACAACCAACACCCUCUCCCCCUUCUUCUCCAGCAACCAACCCCCACUGGGCGACCUCCCUUCCUCCACCUCCUCCUGGCGGCCCCCUCCGCCCUCCUCCCUCGACGAGCGCCCCGUCCUGAUCAUUGGCGCUGGCUCCAUCGGCCGCCGAGUAGCCCUGAUAUGGGCCUCCAACUCCCGCCCAGUUACCCUCUACGAUGUCUCCGAUGACGCCCUCAAGUCAGCGACAGAAUACCUUACUGAUAACCUCGGCGAGUAUUGCGCUGCGAGAGGUACCCACCCCGGGCAUGUCUACAUCACCUCCAAUAUCCGAGUAGCCACCACCACCGGCCGUCACGAGAGCGCACCUCCGCCAUCAUGUCCCGCAGAGGAAGCAGAGCUCGAGAGUGGCAGCAAGGGCCCCUGGUUGGCGAUUGAGUGCCUCCCCGAGAACCUCAGUCUCAAGGUCGAUGUUCUUUCGUUGGCCGAGGGCUAUCUACCGCUGGAUUGCAUCAUCUGUUCCAACAGCAGCAGCCUCAUGACGUCGGAGAUGAUCAAGUACGGAGAUAAUGAACUGCAAUAUCCGGAGCGGUUGCUGAAUACGCACUACUUCAUCCCGCCGAGGAAUAGGAUGGUGGAGGUUAUGUCUUCCUCGAAGACCAACCCCAAGAUCUUCCCGUUUUUGACGGACCAGAUGGAGAAUGUGGGAUUGAGGCCAAUGGUGGUUCCACCUGGGGUGCAGAGCCCGGGGUUCAUCUUCAAUAGGAUCUGGGCGGCGUGCAAGAGGGAGACAUUGGAGGUGUUGAGUGAGGGAGUGGCAAGGCCGGAGGAUGUCGAUGCGUUGUUUAGGGAUUUCUUCCAUGCGGAGAAAGGUCCGUGUGAGAGGAUGGAUGAGGUUGGGUUGGAUACUGUUUACAAGGUUGGGAAGCAUAACCUGGAGAGGAACAGGGAUUUGGGGGGUGGAGAGGCGUUGAAGUGGCUGAAGAAGACUUAUUUGGAUAGGGGAAUGAAGGGGGAGAGGGCUGGGGAUGGGCUGUAUACCAGGGAGGAGAGGGCGGAAUUGAAGGUGAAGCAUAGGUUGGAGAAGUGGGAGGAGGUUGAGGAGACACAGGGAGCGUGA
Podospora pseudocomata is the source of this 1332-nucleotide messenger RNA. RefSeq lists its product as uncharacterized. The record is from RefSeq and is a predicted model, not a curated record. Lineage: Eukaryota; Fungi; Ascomycota; Sordariomycetes; Sordariales; Podosporaceae. Gene Ontology annotation, molecular function: NAD+ binding; oxidoreductase activity, acting on the CH-OH group of donors, NAD or NADP as acceptor. The transcript has a single exon. Gene Ontology annotation, biological process: fatty acid metabolic process. Bases 1 to 1332 code for a protein of 443 amino acids.